Messenger RNA from Beta vulgaris subsp. vulgaris (sugar beet), 1938 nucleotides. RefSeq names its product berberine bridge enzyme-like 10. The record is from RefSeq and is a predicted model, not a curated record. Lineage: Eukaryota; Viridiplantae; Streptophyta; Magnoliopsida; Caryophyllales; Amaranthaceae. Gene Ontology annotation, molecular function: oxidoreductase activity; FAD binding.
UAUAAUCCACUUUAACAAAAAAAAAGUUCCAGAUCAUCGAAAAACUCCAAAGCAGAACCAUGGCUUCCCAAAUAGUUAGCCUAGUGGCUUUGCUUCCAAUCAUCUAUGUUCUUGUUAUAUCAUCAUUAUUACCAUCACAAGCUUUAGCUUAUAUACCACAAUUUUCAAAAACCAACAACAAUGAUUUAACCGUAAAUGCCUUUGUUCAAUGCUUAGAGCAACAUUCUAAUCCCUCAGAUUAUCCAAUCUCUGAGGUAAUAUACACCCCAAACAACUCCUCCUUCGAGGAUAUCCUCAAUACACGAGCCAACAACCUCCGCUAUCGACAGCCGACGACUCGAAAGCCGUUGCUGAUCGUGGUUCCUAGGACCGAGCUCAAUGUGGCUACAAUCGUUACUUGUGCUAGAACCAAUGGUGUUAAAAUUAAGACUAGGAGUGGGGGCCAUGACUACGAGGGGAUCUCGUUCACGGCCCCCUUUCCUUUUAUUUUACUAGAUAUGUUUAAGCUUAACAAUGUUAAGGUCGAUAUUAAAAAAGAGACAGCGUGGGUCCAAUCUGGAGCCACGCUAGGACAGAUCUAUUAUAGGAUUGCGGAGAAGAGCCCCGUACAUGCCUUCCCCGCGGGUGUGUGCCCCAGCGUGGGCGCUGGGGGACAUUUUAGCGGGGGAGGGUACGGGGCUUUAAUAAGGAAGUAUGGGUUAUCUGUUGAUAAUAUUGUUGAUGCACGAGUUGUUGAUGCUAAUGGAAGGAUUCUUGAUAGGAAAGCUAUGGGAGAGGAUUUUUUUUGGGCUAUUUGUGGUGGUGGGGGAUCAAGUUUUGGGGUCAUUUUGGCUUGGAAGCUUCAACUUGUUCGUGUACCAUCCAAGGUGACUGUUUUUAGAGUUACCAAGGAUGUAGCUUCUCCAGGAGUGAAUCACAUCUUGUACAAAUGGCAAAAAAUAGCUCAUAAGCUCCCUAAAGAGCUUAUUAUAAGGAUAGAAUCAAAUGUGAGUCCAACUCCUGAAGGCAACAUAACAAUAACCGCGGAUUUCCUCACACUAUUUCUUGGACGCAAACAAAAGCUUCUUCACAUACUGAGCAACAGCUUUCCUGAGCUAGGAAUUACACCAGAAGAUUGUAAGGAGAUGUCAUGGAUCGAAUCAGCGAUGUUCUGGCAUCGCAUUCCUGAAGGCACACCACGCGAAAUCCUGCUCAACUACGACAUAAUCUAUCCAGCAUAUCGUAAAAUCAAAGGUGACUUCAUCAAGAAACCAAUCCCUGAAUCUGCACUACCUAAACUAUGGGAGAAGAUCAUGCAGACAGGAGAAGUUUAUAUGGAAUGGACUCCUUAUGGAGGAAGGAUGGAUGAAAUUGAAGAAUCCGCGACUCCUUUUGCUCAUCGAAAGGACAAUUUAUUCAUGAUUUUCUAUGAUUUGUUAUGGAUUGAGGAUAAUAUGGAUGAAGUUUACUUGAAUAAGGCAAGGGAGUUAUAUGAUUUUAUGGCACAUUUUGCUUCUGAUUCUCCUAGAGAAGGUGUUCUUAACUAUGUUGAUUUGGAUAUUGGAACUUCAUGGGAGAAGUAUUUUAAAGGCAAUUUUCCUAAGUUGGUGUUGGUUAAGACUAAGGUUGAUCCUACUGAUUUUUUCUCUCAUGAACAAAGUAUUCCUACAUUGUUUAAGUUGUUGGAGAACAGGGAGUUCCGUAAAGGUGGCUUUAACAGUCUUUUGCAUUUGCCUAUGUAAAAAAUUGUUUUAGUCUAGGAGGUCUUUGAUAAUCUUAUGGAGUUAAGUAUAAUUUAUAAUCCCUACUAUGUAUUGAAAGCCAAGUGCUUAGACUUGUAUUAUGAACAUACCAUCCAUUAUUUGAAAUAGCAAUAAAGUCCAUCAUGUUUGCUUGGACAUUGAAAAAAAAAUCUCUCAUGAAUAUUUUUCAUAGCAAAUUUAUACCAUACAUUUUAUA